GAGAAAGACCGUAUCACGUUCGAACAACGUGUUGAGGAAUUGCAAUUUCUCCACACGGGCAUCGGCGAUGGAGAAUCGUUGAGGGAAGACAGUGGAUGUAACAUUGGUCGAUUAUUUAUAUCCGGGACUGACAGUUCACCUUUUAGUUUUGCUCGGUCUGCUGAUAAUGUGGUUCAGUUUCAUCUUUGUCUGUCUUUAGAUGGCAAUUCAGAGAACUCGAAUCUAACUACCGAUGCACGCCAAACAGAGCCCAAGUGUCCUCCUGUCACCCAACCUAUUGAAAAGUUGAGAAAUUCAGGGCAAGAUGGUGUUAAGAUAAGUUUGUUCGGUAAUGCUGGUGCAGUAAAUAUGUGUCCAACAGCUGAGUUGUUAAAGCUCGAUGAAGAUGUGGAUUUCGCUGAAGCUUCUGAUGAUGCAGUAGAACUGUGCAUAGCAGCAUCCGAGGCAUUGGCCAUUAAUGAAGUCGUAGAGGGUGACUCGUUUGUAAAAUCUUCAUCCGCUUUAGCUAUACUUGAAGCUUCUCUUCAGGUGAAGCAAGCAAGGUUGGAAGUUUGGAAGAAUAACUUAAGUGGUUCAAUUGAUGUACUCAGUGAAAUUGAUAACUUAUCCGAUUUGGAUGAUAUAAUUAUGGGAAGUGCAUAUGAAGAUACCGGGAUUCAUUUUGAUGAGUUGCUCGGAAAUGAGUUGAGUGUAUCUCAAGUUAAGGAUACUUUUGACUCUGCAAACGUUUUGGGUAAAUCUUGUGAUGAUAGAUAUACACAUGAAAUAGAAGGUGCUAUCGACAAUGACACACAAUUCAAAACAGAUUUUUCCGCAGAAUGUUUCGACGGUGACAAACAAAAUAGGGUAAUUGAUAAUGCAGUGUGUGCUUUGGGAACUGAUGUUGCGUACCGCCCUGAUUGCUUGAAGACUGUUGACACUCGGGCAAAACUUCAUCCUUCCGUUUUGGCAGAGAAAGUCAAUGCAACAACAGCAGAAAACAGUUCAGAUGAAACAAAUAUGAGGUCUUCACCAAUUACAAGCUGUCGAGAUAGGGGUAAAGUAUUGCAUUGCACUUCCAACUCCUACUCUUUCUUGUGCUCUAAGAAAAUAAUUAUGAAUUCCCGCAUCUUACUUCCCCUUCUUUGACAGGAAAACAUUAUACUCUAUCAAGUACUGUUCCAGAACGGUUUGAAAGCCGCUGGUUUGGUGGUUGGACAAGUAACAAUGAAGUGAGGCUUACCACUGUGAAAUAUAGCAUCCCAAAACCUUUUGCUGGUGAAACAAGCUUUCUGUCGGAGUCCGCAGAUGCUGCU
Messenger RNA from Erythranthe guttata (spotted monkey flower), 1295 nucleotides. The record is from RefSeq and is a predicted model, not a curated record. Lineage: Eukaryota; Viridiplantae; Streptophyta; Magnoliopsida; Lamiales; Phrymaceae.